AUGUUCCGAAUAACCCCACCUACAUUCUUUCGUCAACUGCCUGCUCUUCUCAAAUUCAAGAUUCAUCAACCUCUACCACUGACUCAACGUGAGUCUAACCAAUUACUCGAACUCCUCACAACAUCAUUUCGACAACAGCUAGACUCGGAGCAUGGUCCCUCAGAUACCGCCACCAGUAUGGACAGUACCAAAGUCGAUACAUCUACAUCCCAUAAGCAACCUGAAAGUAGCAGACCUCGACGCCUUUCAGGUUCUGGUUGUAAGCAUACCGAUCGACAUAUGAAAUCUAUUCUCACAGAUCCUCUUUUCAAUCAACGACCGCAGAGAGGCGAGCCCGGAUCUAUUCAGGACCCCAUGGAUACAUUUGAUCGAGCUGUUGGACGCGGAUUGAUGACUUUAAAGUAUGCAAAGGCAAUUUUAAUAGCCAAGAAGAAACAACUUAAGUCCUCACAUGAAACGUUGGAGGAAGGUAUAAGAAAGUCGGGCGCCGGUAUCAAAAUCUUGAAGUGGUUGAAGUCAAGUGGUCUAAACCAGAACACCGACUUCUUAUUGCAAGACCAAAGAUUCGGGGUUUUACUUUUUGAGUUCAUGCGUGCGGAAGGCUAUGAAGAUAUUUUCUGGGAAUGGAUAAACAAAGCCAUUCACGAUACCAGCGCCACGAAAGCCGAAUUGCAAGGUCUAGCUCAACUCGUUUCCAAAGUCGUUGAACAAACCACCAAACUCGACGCAUCUCUUAAUACUUCUAUUUCUAUUCUGUUCCGAGUAUCAGACAUGGCUAAAGACCUCCGUUUCGAAACGGUUCGGAGCCUGCUCAUAAAUCCUGGACAGCAUAUAUUCCAAUUGAUUGUCAAGGGGACUCGACAAGUGCGAGAAGCUACUUCACUGGAAUCUUUCCGGAUAUUCCAACAAAUUUUGCCGAUAUUCAGCAUCCAUGAUGUUGACCUGCAUAUUUUAGAUAUUUAUUCUCCGUACCAACGAUCUGCAGAUCGUUUCUUAGAAUUCUUUCGAAAGCGACCUUCUUUGAUGGAAUCCGAGACUGAGGAUCUCCGAACACCGUUUGAGCAUAAUGAGGCGAAGAAGAUGGUUUCGAUAUCUCUCAUGGCAGCUCAUGUUCUGCUUGAGCAGAAUCGAGUCAAUGAUGCAACCUGGAUUAUGGAACGACUGCGCACGGAUUAUCCCAAGCUAUUAGGAGUUGAAGCAGACAUUCAGGAACGGAAAGGUGAAUUUGAUGAGGCAUCGAGUAUUCAAAUAUUAGAGUCUCUCAGCAUAGCCUGA
Sclerotinia borealis F-4128 is the source of this 1275-nucleotide messenger RNA. The record is from the annotation of a GenBank genome assembly. Lineage: Eukaryota; Fungi; Ascomycota; Leotiomycetes; Helotiales; Sclerotiniaceae.